Molecule: messenger RNA, 2928 nt
Organism: Symbiodinium sp. CCMP2456
Lineage: Eukaryota; Dinophyceae; Suessiales; Symbiodiniaceae
Source: the annotation of a GenBank genome assembly
AUGGGGGCGGCCUCUUGCAGCCAUGAGGUGCCGGAAAGGCCGCUUGCUGGCUCGGAGCCGGAGCCGAGCUGUUGCGAUGCCUAUCUGCAGGACGCUUUGGGCCCUUUGGGCCUAGGCUCCGAUGCCUCCCAGCAGGGCUCCCGGGGCUCCCGUGCUGGGCCCUCACCACGGCCCUCACGCGAGCCGGACGGGUCGGAGAUGGGCACCCUGCAUGUGGACGGAGUGGGCAGAGCUUCACGGCGGACCACCGUGAUGGGUGGUCGAUCACUUCAUCAGCAGACCGGCUUCUUCGUGUACGAAGGCAAGCUGAAGGAAGCAGAGUGGCUGACGGUGGCCGUUGAGAAAAUGUGGAAGUACAUCGGCUUGUCCAUCGAGAAGCUCCUCAAGGAAGACAUCACGGCCCUGAUCAAAGAUGAGGUUCCCAUGAUGAACUCUUUCCAGUUCAGCAAGUGCAACUUCGGAAGCCAGUCUCCGAACUUUGGACCUUUGAAGGUGCGUGCAAAGGACAACUGCGUGGAGCUGCUGAUCGACAUGCACUGGACCGCAUCUGGCUCCGAGAUCGAGGUGACCGUCGGCAAGAUGAAGCUGGGGAUGAAAGACAUCAAGCUCAACGGACCCAUCCUUUUGGUCUUCUGCCCUCUGAUGGGGGAGUUGCCCAUUACUGGCGGCAUGAGCAUCACCUUUCCGGAUCCACCAGAGCUGACGUGGAAUUGGACCGGGUUGGGCAAGGCCCUGGCUGUCGACGUCAUUCGGAAGGGGAUCGUCCAUGCCAUUUUCCAAACCCUCGUGGUGCCAAGCCGUGUCUACGUGGACAUCGCCGGCCUCGCCAGCAACCGACAAGAAGAGAUGCGAGUGGAAACCUUCCGAUCGCCGGCGCCCAUAGGAGCCCUGCACUUGGCGGUCCUGGAGGCUCGAAAUCUGCCUGCAGCCGACUUUGGCUUCACGGGUAAAGGCUCCUCGGACCCUUACGUCAUCAUCAAGAUUGGGAACAGCAGCUUCCAGACAAAGUGUCAGGCCAAGACCCUGGAUCCUGUUUGGGGCCCGGCCCAUUCCUGCGAUCUCUUGGUCUACCACAUGGAGCAGCACAUCUUCGUCGAAGUGUGGGACAGUGACAUGGUUACAUCCGACGAUCUGCUUGGGCAUGUGGAGAAGAAGGGCAAGAGGCCCACGGUGGCGGACUUUGUGGAGAAGUCGGAGAAGGAGACCUGGUGGACGCUGAAGACAGAGUCCGGAUCUGAAGAGAACCCGCCGCAGAUCAAGCUUCGAUGCUUCUUCCGGGAGGUGCCGGAGGUCGACUGCAUCGAGGCGAUCCCGGUGAACUGCAACAAGCGCUGCGGCCUCGUGGAGGUCGCGGGACACAGCAAAGUACGGCCCAAGACCUGCUCGCUCUGCGGCAGCAGCUUCGCCAAGACCUGGGAUCAGCUCUGCUGUGGCGGUGCCCCCGUGUAUGAGGGCCAGGAGUGCAGGAAGUGCAACUUCCGCUGCUGCGCAACGUGCCUCAGCAACCGGCGCCCGGCAGCAGGAAUCCUUCGGAUCUGCCUCCGUGAGGGCUUGGUACCCCCUGGCGACGCCGCAGACGGAGUGAUCCUUGGGGUGAAGUUCGAGAACGAAAUGCUAUGGUCCAAGUCCUCCUACAAGCCCCUUUACGUGGAUGAAUCCGGCCGAAGUGAAGCACAAAAGUGGAUUCGGAACCUGUGUGCCAGGUUCGACAAGGCUUCUAUCAGUAAGUGCCUGGGAAUGAAGCCCGACAAGAUCCAGGAGGUCUUGGACAUGAGUAUUCCCGAAGUCAAGCAGGGGGAAUCGGACCUACUGCAGCAGGAGCCAGUGAUUUGGGACCAUGCGCUCCACUUCCUAAUCCGGAAUCCUCACAGCGAGAUCUCCGCCACGGUCAUCUACAAGGGCAAGUCUGCGAAAGUGGAGCGCCACGUUGCGAUCCUGUCGGGCAAGAAGUUGGCAGCUGCAAAGAAGGCCGCCCUGCGCUUGGUAGGCAACGGCAAGACGAAGAUGCAGCCACAGGCUUUUUCCGAUUCAGGCAGCCUCGCCUGCGAUUCCAACUUGAUGGAAGCCACCUGGACCUUGGACUUGGACUCCAAGCACACCGCCGACAUCUUCGUGGAGGCACGUGCUGGCCAAAUGUCUGCACGGCUGGCGGCAGUGCUCUUCGAGGCGGCGCCGCGCUUGGGCCGCCGGGCAGCGCCGAUGCCAGGCCCGGCUGCAGGAGCGCAGGCUUCUCCGGAGCCAUUUCGGCAGAUGGCUUGUGGUUUGCAGAGUCUUCGCCGACAUCUUUGGCCGCUUUUCGAAGGCGUGCACCGAGCUGUGGUGACAACGCUGGCUUUUUACAGAUGGCGCUGCUGGUCGCGAGGGCAGGAACGCGUGGUGGAGGUCGAGCCCAACAUCUACUCGCGCGACUCGUGCCCAGUGUCGGUGCGGAUGUUGCAACAAAGAGCCGAAACAGAGCUGGCCUUCCGGGCCUGGCGCAGCCUUCCGCGACGACGGGAGGCCAGCAGAAAGAGUGGCGCGAAAUGGAUGGAGGCCUCUGCCGCUUCCGAGCUCUGGGCCUGGGCGGCACGGCUGCACGCGCAGGUGGCCCGUGCGCGGCUCGCGCGGCGCGCCGCCCAAACGCGGCAGGCCGCUGGCCUUCCAGCGCCCACACAGCAAACACUCCAGAGCAUCAUUGAAGAUGUGUUGGCGCAGGCGCGCACUGCCGCGCUGUUGGCAGCCUGGCGAUGGGUGGUGCAGGAUGCCGAACCCCCUGAGCCGCCCGAGCGCGGCCAGGACGCGGGUCGAGAAGCACGUGAAGUGCUGAGCCUGUGCCAGAUGCUGGAGUGGCAGAACGCUGACAUGCAGUCUCUGCUGCAAGAACGUGCCAUGGAAAACGCACGUUUGGAGGCUGAACUUCGAAAGCAGACUUCGCCACUCCAAAGAUGA